UUGAGCCCGCCACAGCAGCCUGUUGCCUAGAACGCCAUCUACCGACAAUGCCUGUGAGUCAGUAAAGUCCUCACUUUCUACCUCAACGAUCGGUGUUUGAUAAUAAUGAGGCAAUGGAUUGAGAAUUUUCAUUUUCACAUCAACUCACAUCAGUUCUGGUCCAAAGCAGAUUUUCUACAUCUCCCAGUUACAGACUUGAAAAUGUUCUGCUUUCCUAGGCUGCCAGAAUAAAUUUGUGCUGUUCUGGCAUUGUGUCAAAUUGAAGUCAUGUCAAAAUCCAGCAAGAGCGAGUGUGUGAAGGUAGUGGUGAGAUGUCGGCUGAAUGAGAAGGAAAUAAGUGAUGGGCAUCAAAGGGUUGUGGACAUAGAUGUCAAGAAAGGAGUUAUUGACGUCCGAAACCUAGGGUCAGGCAGGAGAACCACCAAAACAUUUACUUUUGAUGCAGUGUACGACUGGAACUCUAAGCAGCAGGAUUUGUAUGAUGAAACUGUGCAAGACCUGGUAGACUCUGUGCUCCAGGGUUUUAAUGCCAUCUUUGCAUAUGGGCAGACAGGCACCGGAAAAACAUUCACAAUGCAAGGUGUCAAGGGUAAUCAAGAGUUAUGGGGUGUGAUUCCCCGUUCGUCUUGAGCAGGUCUCUUUGGUCACAUUUCCCGUUCUGAAAAUCAGCAGUACUUAGUGAGGGCGUCAUACCUAGAGAUAUACCAGGAAGAAAUCAGGGACUUGCUGUCUAAGGACCAAAGCAAACGUCUAGAGCUCAAGGAACGUCCAGACACGGGAGUUUAUGUAAAGGACUUGUCUUCUUUUGUGACUAAAAGUGUGCGUGAGAUCGAACAUGUGAUGAAUGUUGGGAACCAGAACAGAUCAGUUGGGGCCACAAACAUGAAUGAACACAGUUCACGCUCUCAUGCCAUUUUUAUCAUCACAGUUGAAUGUAGUGAGGUUGGGGCAGAUGGAGAGAAUCACAUUCGUGUUGGCAAACUGAACAUGGUGGACCUGGCAGGAAGUGAGCGACAAGCAAAGACUGGGGCCACUGGUGACAGAUUCAAAGAAGCAACAAAAAUCAACCUGUCACUUUCAGCUCUUAGCAACGUCAUCUCUGCCCUGGUGGAUGUUAAAACAACACACGUUCCCUACAGGGACUCCAAACUCACUCGUCUCUUGCAAGACUCGCUAGGAGGAAACAGCAAAACAGUGAUGGUGGCUAAUAUUGGGCCUGCUGGCUACAACUAUGAUGAAACCUUGACCACUCUGAGGUAUGCCAGUCGUGCAAAGAACAUAAAGAAUAAGCCCAGAAUCAAUGAAGAUCCAAAAGACGCCUUGCUUCGUGAAUUUCAAGAGGAAAUUAACAGGUUGAAGAACCAGUUGGCUGAACGGGGUGGCCCCAAAAAGAAAAAGAAGAGAAGAUCAAGGAGAACAAGAGAUGGACAGAUUAUAGAAGAUGAUGAAGAUGAUGAUGAAGGGGAUGAAGAAGAUGAGGGAUUGUUCAUGCAAGAACAGAUGACUAGGCUGGAAGAACAGAAGAAGGCUAUCCUCAAUAACCAGUCACUCAUUGCUGAGGAAAAGGAGCAACUCCUUGGAGAACUCCAAGAGAAAGAAUCCCGGCUGGCCAAAGAAAAGGAACAAAGAGACCAGCUGGCCAUGAAAAUAAAGGCUAUGGAAAGCAAACUCCUGAUGGGUGGCAAGAACAUUGUGGACCACACCAAUGAGCAGCAGCGAGCUCUGGAGCAGAAACGACAGGAACUUCUAGAGCAGGCUCGCAAAGAGCGUGAAAUUCAGCAGAAGCUGGAAGAGAAGGAAGAGUCGGCUGUGGAGAUAAAAGAAACCUACAACUCUCUGCAACAGGAGGUGGAAGUCAAGACAAAGAAACUCAAGAAGCUGUUUGGUAAGCUGCAAGCAACAAAGGCUGAGAUCCAGGACCUGCAGGAGGAGCACACUAAGGAGCGGCAGGAGCUGGAACAGACGCUGAUGGAGCUGACAAGAGAACUUAAGCUCAAGUAUCUUAUAAUUGAGAACUUCAUACCCCCCGAAGAGAAGACCAAACUGAUGAACCGCGCUGUGUAUGAUGAAGAUGCUGACACCUGGAUGCUGCGCCCACUAGCCAACAAAAACACUCAAACAAUGGCCAAACGACCUGUCUCAGCACUGGGAAACAAACGUCCUGUCUCAGAGUUUGCUCGAAAAGUUGGUGCUAUGGGAGGCAACCCUCGGUUUAAGGGAGAAAACAUUCUGUGUGUGGAGCUGGACAUGCCUAAUCGUACAACCAGGGACUAUGAGGGGCCUACCGUAGCCCCUAGGGUCCAGGCAGCCUUGGAUGCAGCUCUUCAAGAUGAAGAUGACAUUGACAUUGAUGGGGGAGCUGCUGUAAUCAUGGGCAAAGCCAAAGCCAAGAAGAAGGCUGCAAGACCCAAAACAGCCAGCAAGAGAGUGGAGGACCAAAAAUAUCCAACUUCGCGUGGACUGGUUCCAAAGUAGCCAUUGUCAUCCAUCUAUCAACACUGGGAGAAAAUUUUGUGUUUUUCUCCAUUUGCUGCUGCUCUCUAUUAAACACUUUUUCUUGAAGGUACACUUUCUCUUAUUAUCAGGCUUGCUGGAAUCAGACGAUCUCUUUAUCAGGAGAUACUUUAAUUAUAGCUUUUCAGCUACCUUGCUCCUUAUUUUUAAACAAGGAUUGUUGCUGUGUACUUGCCGAUUCCACUUUUAGUCACAAAAAAACAAACAAACUGAUGCUGAAGUUGCUGAUGCUUGUAGCUGAUGUGUUUGUACAGGUUUGAAGGUGUAGUGUUGUGGGGGUGGGGGAUUUAUAGUUGUGACUGACUUUUUGUAGAUUGCAUAAAUAUUGCCUUUUCAACCUGUGAAGUUAUAAACCAGCUGCAUAUUUUUAUUUCUAUUUUGUAUCUUAAAACUAAUUCUGAUCUUGCUUUUAAAAGUGUACUUUGAAAUAUUUUAUUGUUUUUGAUGGAAUAAAAUACUAUAUGGAGAAAUGGGAAAAAAAAGUUUUUCAAGAAUGUGGAAGAUUUAUGAGAGCUAAGCAUAUUUUUAUUUAUGCCAUUCUUACAAGAAAUAAAAUGUUGCUGAGAUUUUAGGA
Pomacea canaliculata is the source of this 3088-nucleotide messenger RNA. Its product is annotated as kinesin-like protein KIF3B. Gene Ontology annotation, molecular function: ATP binding; microtubule binding; microtubule motor activity. Lineage: Eukaryota; Metazoa; Mollusca; Gastropoda; Architaenioglossa; Ampullariidae. The record is from RefSeq and is a predicted model, not a curated record. Gene Ontology annotation, biological process: microtubule-based movement.